This is a messenger RNA of Helobdella robusta, 3458 nucleotides long. RefSeq lists its product as hypothetical. The record is from RefSeq and is a predicted model, not a curated record. The coding region runs from base 165 to 3185 and encodes 1006 amino acids. Gene Ontology annotation, cellular component: nucleus. The transcript is spliced from 19 exons. NCBI's taxonomy places the organism in Eukaryota, Metazoa, Annelida, Clitellata, Rhynchobdellida, Glossiphoniidae. Gene Ontology annotation, molecular function: zinc ion binding; DNA-binding transcription factor activity, RNA polymerase II-specific; RNA polymerase II transcription regulatory region sequence-specific DNA binding. Gene Ontology annotation, biological process: regulation of DNA-templated transcription.
CUUUUACACAUGCCACGGUGUGUCCAUUUGGUCAAUUUGGUCAUCAAUAUUUAUCAAUUAACAUUAAUUAUUAAAUCUUCAUUAAAAUAAUAUCAUAGCAUUUGUUAGGGCAGGGUUAGUAGGCCGUAUGCAUCUAACACCCAUCACGAAUCAACGGAUUUAACAUGGAUGACAGACCAGCUUAUUUAAGAGGAAAAGGCCGGGGUCUGCCUAACAGCCAUACCAGUAACAAUCCUAAUUACCCAAACAAUCACAACACUAAUUGGCCUACCAAUCCUAAUCAGCCAAGCAUCAACAACAGUUGUGCUGGUAGAGGAAAACAAUAUCACCGCAACAGCAAACCAGCAAAUAGCACAUUAACUAUUGCUACUAAAAUUAAUACAAACAUUGAUAUGUCUGCUAAAUCUGGCAACAUCAAAAAACCCAUUCCAAAUUCCACUUUUAGUGAUGUUUCAUCUCCAAAUAAUAAUAAUAAGUGUGAAAGUAUUGACAGUAAUAAUAAUGAUAAUAAUUGUAAUAAUAAUAAUAAUAAUAUUGAAGUAUUUAAUGCUGCCAUGGCUAGGCACAAAAAAGCAGCCGAGAAGCAUUUAAAUUUAAAAUCAUCACUACUAUCAGAUGACGACGACGAUGAUGAAGAUGACUAUAACGAGAUUAAGAAAAGAGAUGCUGUAUUUAAUAAUAUGCUUGGCACUUUAAAUAAAGGAUCUUCUGAUCUGAUUAGUCGUACUGAUUUAGGCAGAACUGGGGAUUGUAUAAACGAGACACUGAAGAGCAAAGCUAACAUCUGCUUAAUUUGUAUUGAAACUGUCAAGAAAGUCGAUCCUAUAUGGAACUGCUCUGGGUGUUACACCAUGUUCCACAUUCAGUGCAUUCAAAUGUGGAUCAGAGAUGGCGCUUAUCAAACGUCGUCGUCAGCAGCAGCAACAGCAGCAGUAGCGACAGCAGCAGCAGCAGCUACAGCAGUUACAUCGUCAUUAUCCUCUACUCUCUUUCAUAAUAAGGAUCAUCCUUGGUUUUGCCCUAAGUGCAGGUGCAGCUACAGUCAGUUGGAAUUCCCGUCCGUCUAUUUUUGUUUUUGCGGGAAAGCCGACAAUCCCAGUUUCGAUGUCUGGCUAGUGCCGCAUUCCUGUGGCCAGGUCUGUAGGAGGAAGUUGAAACCGGAGUGUGGGCACGUCUGCUUGCUACUCUGCCAUCCUGGUCCUUGUCCACCGUGCCCACAAACCGUCCGAACCAGAUGUUACUGUGGCAAGGCUGAUCCCCAGUUACGGAGAUGCGGUUUAUCUUCUAUGUGGUCGUGUGGUGAUCUGUGUGGUAGGCAACUGUCCUGUGGCUACCACAAAUGCCCCAAUGUCUGUCACAAAGGAUCGUGCCAGGAAUGUACAAAACAGAGCCUGCACAAGUGCCAGUGUGGCAGGGAGGAGUUGGUUGUACCGUGUUCAAGUCGUGUUUGGCAGUGUCAACAGGUGUGCGAGAAAUCGUUAUCGUGCGGCCAUCACGACUGUUCACUUGUUUGCCAUUCCGGGCCCUGUCCACCCUGCCCUAAAUCGGGGUCAAGGUCGUGCCCCUGUGGGAAAACCAAGUUUGACCUCCCAUGCACGGAUGAUGCGCCGACGUGCUUAGAGACGUGCGGAAAGGUACUCGAAUGUGGCACCCACACGUGCGUUGAAAGGUGCCACCAGGGACCCUGUGGAAUGUGCCGGGAGUUAGUGAAGAAACGGUGUCGUUGUGGGAAGAAGGAGAAGGUUGUACACUGUCAUAAGGAGUACCAGUGCGAUACCAAGUGCACAAACAUGAAGAACUGUGCUGUACAUCAGUGCAAGAGGAAGUGUUGUGACGGGGCUUGCCCGCCUUGCACUGCCAUUUGUGGGAAGAUGCUGGCUUGUAGGCAGCACAAAUGUAAUAGUACUUGUCACAGAGGGCAGUGCUACCCAUGCUGUUUGAUGGAGACCCUGCAGUGCAACUGUGGCGCUACAAAGAAGUCGGUACCCUGCGGUGCUGCCAGACACACCAAACCACCCAGGUGUCGACAGUUUUGCAAAACUCCUCCAGAUUGUCACCACCCUUCUCGUCUACCCCACCCUUGCCACUUCGGGCAGUGCCCCCGCUGUACGCAGACGUGUAGCAAGCUGCUUAGCUGCUCUCACUGCUGCCCUGCUGUCUGCCAUUCUGCUGUGGAGGUCAAGAAUAAGGACAGUCAGCAGCUAUCAAUAGCGGGACCGUGGGAAAUUAAUCUGAUAAAAGAUAAAAUCGAAGUCGUCUCCAGAGAAUGUCCGCCAUGUUUAGUCCCAGUUUCAGUCACGUGUUUUGGCGGGCACGAGACGAUAAUGGUGCAGUGCUGUGACGUCAGGCAGUCAUCGUGCCACAGGCCGUGCAGCAGAUUGCUACCGUGCACUAACCACAGUUGUACCAUUAGCUGCCACGUUGUCGUGGGCGGGGAAAUUAGGGAAGGUGACGGAGUUUUAUUGGCCGGUUCAAAUUGCGAGACGUGUGAUAAGCCGUGCGCGAAAUUGAGACACGCUGAUUGCACUCACGUUUGUCCUCUGCCGUGUCACUCAUCAGACUGUCCACCGUGCACGCAGAUGGUGAGGAUGAGAUGUCAUUGCCAGAUGAUGGUCAAGCAUGUCCCCUGUCAUCAAUGGUGUAUUGCCGGUGAUUUGGGCGGUAGUUGUGGUGAAAAUUGUGGGGAUCGGAGUGGUGGGGUGGUAAGUGAGAGGAAUGCGUUGAAAUCUUGUGGAUCUAGGUGUCCAAAAAUGCUUCCUUGCACCCAUCAAUGCAAAUCCAUAUGCCACCCCGGCAACUGCCCUCCCGAUAGCGAUUGCCUGGAAAAGGUCAAAGUUCGUUGUUCAUGUGGUAGACGUAAGGUGGAGUUCGAAUGUCGUGAACUUCAAAGGGGCGGAGCUAAAGUCGACUGCAACCAAUCGUGUCAGGCGGAAAAGGAGAGAAUUAAGAAGGAGAAUGAGGAAGAAGAUAGAAGGAGAGCAAAACUAGAAGCUGAAAAAUAUAAAGAAGAAAUAGAAAGAUUCGAUAAAAGAUUGAAAGGGGAGGGGCAAAAGCGGAAACGUAGAAACUUGUCGGCCAAGGAGGACGAAGAACGGUCAUUUUUUUCAAAAUUUCAGAAAUACAUCCUCCUAUCAGGUCUCGUCGUCGUUUUUGCUGUGUGCUUCUAUUGGCUGACCUUUCAAUGAUUGCUAUAUUCUUAGUUUGUUUGUAGUUAAAAUAUGUUAAUUAUUAUGUUAAUUAGAUGAUUGACAUUCAGCUUAUACAAAUUAUGUUGUGGUUAACAUUAUAUUAUACGUGAAUUUUAAUUAAUUGGUUAUGAAUUUAAAUUUACGACAAACACCAAAGAAUAAAUAUGUUAGCGCGUUUACAUUUGCCUAAUUAUGAUCAAAUUAUUAUUUAUCUACGAUGACGUUUAAUGUGAACAAAAUAAUUACAUAAACAAAUUUAAAAUAAAAUUU